Molecule: messenger RNA, 561 nt
Organism: Rotaria sp. Silwood2
Lineage: Eukaryota; Metazoa; Rotifera; Eurotatoria; Philodinida; Philodinidae
Source: the annotation of a GenBank genome assembly
AUGUUAGUUGAUUGUGAUUUUCAGGUUUCAACUGGUAUUCCAAAUAUUGGCGAUGAUGAUGCACAUAAUGGUAAUGAAUGGAUGAAACAUUUAUCAAAUUUAACUGAACAACUAAAAGAUUUUGUCAAUGAAACCCGAAAUCGAUUCGAUUCAUAUGCACCUAUUCGAAAAAAAUCAAUUAGCAUAUUGGUAAAGUUUAUUAAUGGUAAAUCAUAUAUGUCACCUAAUGCUAAAGCAUUUUUAACAGCUAAGGAAGAAGUUUUUAUUAUAGACUGGUGGCUUUCACCUGAACUUAUAUUAAUUAGACCAGCAGAUGAAAACACAUUUCGACUUGAUAAUAUAUUAGGAAGAAUAACUAAUGCAAGAGCUCGUGUUCAUGUAAUGCUUUACAAGAAAAUGCCAUUUGCUUUAGCUUUAAAUAGUUUAUAUACAAAAAUAAAAUUAGUUUCUAAAAAUAAUGUUAUACGAACAUUAGUACCACAUAUGUCAUGGCAUGAUGAAGCAUUAGCUGUAUUUGGUCAAACUACUCGAGAUGUUGCACGAUAUUUUAUUCAACGAUAG